AUGCGACGAAGAAUUUCAUUUCAUCUCUUCUCGCUUCAUUUCAUUCUACUAUUCAUCUCCAUUCACAUCGAAGGAUGGCAACCACCGCUGCGACAAUGGUGGAAACAAAGACAAGAAACGUCUCUCGUGUCAAAGGAUACGGAUACAUCUUCCAUCCCGACACGACUUCCAAAGGCUCCGAAACUGGACAAGCUUGAAUAUCAUCCACUAAUAGGUAUAUUGAAGCACUUUCAAAAGGACACCGCCGAAGCAUUGCUCGAACUUGCCAACUAUUGUCGUGAAAACGAUCUUCCUGGAGUUCGAUUGAGCGCGGGGAUUGCAGGGACAUUUGAGCUGAUAACUGAUCCUAAGCUAGUUGAAUUUGUCUUGAGCGAUAAGGGACAGCCUAACUACAAAGAAGGCAUUUUUUACAAAUCAGCAUUGGAUCGGCGAGGAGUUGGUUUGUUGGCUGGACAAGGGAGUUUGUUGUCGGAUGGUCCAGACCAUACUCGCAAACGGCGAUUGAUUCUUCCAGGUAUGGACCGAUCCUCGCUAGAGGGAUUCUUAGAGAUUAUGGAAACUGUUUCUAUGGAGUAUAGCCAGUCAUUGACUUCGAACAGUACGAGUACCAGUACCACUCAAAACGUCGGUGAACUCUUGUCGGCGAUUGCCAUGAAAAUAGUCGGUUUGGCUCUCUUUUCGACCAACGUGGUAGAAAAAUCCAUCUACAAUGACAUUGUGGUGUGUUUAGAACAUGUGGUGUGGUACACUCGCCAUCCAUUGGCGGCACCGAUGUGGAUUCCCACACGGCGAAACCGGAAGUUUCGAAAAGCAUUGAAGCGGCUAGAUGAUUUGGUGUACAGUCUCAUUGAAAACGGGCAACGACAAAUGCAAGGUUCGAAGGAAGGUGGAUUGGGUUCUAAAAACGACUUGCUUUCCAUGUUAUUGCAGGCGCGGUACGAUGAUGGAGGUGGAUCCAAAUUGGAUGAUAAAGAAUUACGCGACGAAAUCAUGACCCUAUUCCUCGCAGGCCAUGAGACCACUGCAAUCACUCUCUGUUGGAGUCUUUGGUAUUUGGGCGAUCCUAAACACGAGCACUGGCAAGAUAUUAUCGUGGAGGAAUACGAUCGUAUUCAAAACGAAACUGGAUACACGCCUGGAGUAGUGGAAGAUCCCGAGGCGUUGAAAAAUACGCGAUCAGUGCUUUGCGAAGCCUUGCGCUUGCGGACUCCCUCGUAUGCCUUUGAUCGAGAAGUGCAGCAGAAGAUUAUUGCUCCUGGUAACAUUUUGUGGAAACGCAAGGCGCUGUUGAUGUUGUCACCCCUGGCCAUGCAUUUGGAUCCUCGUUAUUUUGAUAAUCCAGAAGAAUUUGAUCCUAGCAGAUUCUUGGAAUACAAGGAAGGAAAGGAUCUCUGGGAUGGCCCUUACGAUCGGUCUGUCUAUCUUCCAUUUGGAGCCGGUCGGAAACGAUGCAUUGGAUACAAAUUUGCGCAAUGGGAGUCACUGGUCAUUCUGGGCACGCUACUGAAACAUGUGAAAGUGAAGCGUCCAGAAGGGGCGACAAGUGUCGAAUGGGAGCCAGGUGUGACACUUCGACCGGAUCGUGACUUGGAGCUGGUGUUUGAACCGCGAGAAAAGCGAGUUGAUACAGGCUCCAUCUCGGGGAAAGAGGAAUCGAGCAUAGUUGACUAA
Messenger RNA from Cylindrotheca closterium, 1671 nucleotides. The record is from the annotation of a GenBank genome assembly. Lineage: Eukaryota; Bacillariophyta; Bacillariophyceae; Bacillariales; Bacillariaceae.